Bombyx mandarina (wild silkworm) is the source of this 642-nucleotide messenger RNA. RefSeq lists its product as uncharacterized. NCBI's taxonomy places the organism in Eukaryota, Metazoa, Arthropoda, Insecta, Lepidoptera, Bombycidae. The record is from RefSeq and is a predicted model, not a curated record.
AUGGAGGUGUCGUUACUGUUUACAAUGUGGUUUUUGGCUACAUGUACAACUCCGACUCACUCUAAAACAAUAGCCAUAAAAGACCACAGCUUCGUCGGGGAGGAUCUGACAUUGACAGAAGAACUAGCUCGAAGAAUGGGAUUGAACGCUACUUUCAACCCUCCGAUGAUCAAAGAAAUCGACAUAGGUCUCCCGGAAUACCUCACGAUUGACGAGAGCGCCUACAUAAAUAGAACUCUCCGAAGAACGGGCUAUGACAACGAGAAUGACCCUCACGAAUACACUUUGAAUUUCAAAAUCUUGGACAUGAUGCGUCAGGACGUCUACUACACUCAAUUCCGCGUCGGCCACUUGCACAGAAAACUAAAAAGAUAUUUCACUAGCCCGGAUUUUAGAUUGUCGUACAUUUUCGGUAAGCUGGACGAAUGGCUCUAUGACAUGAAAGUGAUUUGGACUGUAGCUUCCAAGACGCGCGAGUUCAAUAACGACGAGAAGCUGAGGAGAUUCAGGGUUUAUAAGCAGAUGUUGUAUUACACUCACAUGUUGCGGCGAAAUGUUGACAUCACUUAUACUGUCGAAGAUCUGAUUAAAAUCCACAACGAGAUAUACCAGAAGAGGAAAAAGUUGCUCGAUUCAGAUUGA